UGCGAGGAGCAGAAGUGUGAGGAGGAGGUCUUCCCCCUGGCCAUGAAUUACGUGGAUCGCUACCUGUCGUCGGUCCGCGUGCGGAAGAAUCACCUGCAGCUUCUGGGAGCCGUCUGCAUGCUCCUGGCGUCCAAACUGCGAGAAACCCUGCCCCUGACCGUGGAGAAACUCUGCAUUUACACGGACAACUCCAUCACGCCUCAGCAGCUCCUGGCCUGGGAGAUUCUAGUCCUGGAGCAGCUGAAGUGGGACCUGGUGUCGGUGAUCGCGAACGAUUUCUUGGCUCACAUCCUCCACCGCCUCCCGCUGCCCAAGGACAAGAUGGAGCUGGUGAAGAAACACGCGCAGACCUUCAUCGCCCUGUGCGCCACGGACCACACCUUCACCCUGUACCCCCCCUCCAUGAUCGCGACGGGCAGCAUCGGAGCGGCGAUCCACGGCCUGACCAUCUCGGUGGACGACUUCAGCGGCGAGGCCAUCACCGAGCUGCUGGCCAGCAUCACCGGCACCGAGGUG
Messenger RNA from Mesitornis unicolor (brown roatelo), 516 nucleotides. Its product is annotated as G1/S-specific cyclin-D3-like. Gene Ontology annotation, cellular component: nucleus; cytoplasm; cyclin-dependent protein kinase holoenzyme complex. Gene Ontology annotation, molecular function: cyclin-dependent protein serine/threonine kinase regulator activity. NCBI's taxonomy places the organism in Eukaryota, Metazoa, Chordata, Aves, Mesitornithiformes, Mesitornithidae. The annotation marks the transcript as partial. The transcript has 3 exons. The record is from RefSeq and is a predicted model, not a curated record. Gene Ontology annotation, biological process: positive regulation of G1/S transition of mitotic cell cycle; regulation of cyclin-dependent protein serine/threonine kinase activity; mitotic cell cycle phase transition.